AUGACCAAUUCAUCCUCAUUGACGUCCAGUUCAACGACGUCCCUCUCGUCCACCGACUCUUCGUCGACGCUAGUGUCGAAGACGAAGAAGUCUGGCGUCAAGGGGCUCCUCAAGGCGGUUCUCUCCAAAAACACGUCUUCACAGUUGGCCAGUUCGUCGAACGGCUCUGACAGUAGCCAGGGUACUCGCAGCGCCUCCGACGCGUCCAAGAAGAAACCCAAUGGCUUCGGCAGUGAUUCACAGUUCGCCAGGACCGCCUCAAAGAACGGGUGGCCCGCGACAACGGCUGCACGGCCGUCCUUGGGGGGAUAUAGUUUACAUGAAAUCUUCCUCCAGCUCCCGACCGGUUUUUCUGGGAACGUCUUCGCCUUCUUCCACGUUGAAUAA
Messenger RNA from Cyclocybe aegerita, 387 nucleotides. Lineage: Eukaryota; Fungi; Basidiomycota; Agaricomycetes; Agaricales; Hemipholiotaceae. The record is from the annotation of a GenBank genome assembly.